Messenger RNA from Porites lobata, 311 nucleotides. NCBI's taxonomy places the organism in Eukaryota, Metazoa, Cnidaria, Anthozoa, Scleractinia, Poritidae. The record is from the annotation of a GenBank genome assembly.
AACGCAAACCGCCUCUUGUCUUUGCGAUUCCUGUGUUUCACCUGUGUAGACCUAUUGCGAAGUGUUUUUGUCGAUUUGAUUACCAUGUCUGUUCAAUCUCUUGUCGAAGAAAACUGGCAAACAACAAAACCUACCAUCAAGGAAAGGUGCACGUUCCUGUUUAACAACGAUAUGUUGAGCGAUGUGAAGUUGAUUGUACCUGCAGUGACAAGUGCCGAAAGUGAAAGUAAAAAAGCUAAACGGGUGAUCUCGGCUCACAAGUUUAUACUGUCGAUCAGCAGCCCCGUGUUCUACACCAUGUUUAACGGUGA